This is a messenger RNA of Bombyx mandarina (wild silkworm), 5264 nucleotides long. RefSeq names its product cleavage and polyadenylation specificity factor subunit 1 (gene CPSF1). NCBI's taxonomy places the organism in Eukaryota, Metazoa, Arthropoda, Insecta, Lepidoptera, Bombycidae. Gene Ontology annotation, cellular component: nucleus. The record is from RefSeq and is a predicted model, not a curated record. Gene Ontology annotation, molecular function: protein binding; nucleic acid binding.
AACAAGUUCAAAUAGUAAGGAAUCAAGUUUCAGAACUGACAUCAACAAAGCGACGAUGUUUGAUACAAUGUUUUUCUCAGAUUAAAUUAGAGUUACUGAACAGCAUUUUUUUAAAUCAGGACCAUAUUUGAUUGUUGUUAUCUGUUUGUAAAUUAAUGAUUCAAGCAAACAUAUCAGAAUUUAGUGUUGAAAGUGUUUUAGUUUAUAACCUCAAAAUCGAACGCUUAGAAAACAAUGUUUUCGAUUUGUCGAACGACUCAUCCAGCGACAGGUAUAGAGCACGCGGUUAGCUGUUAUUUCUUUAACAAUGACGAGGUUUGUCUGGUCACCGCCGGUGCCAAUAUCAUCAAGGUCUUCAGGCUGCUGCCCGAAGGCCACACAAAAGAGAUUAAUGCAGCCGGUCAGCCGAUUCCCCCGAAGAUGAAGUUGGAAUGUUUAGCCACAUAUACAUUAUGGGGUAAUGUGAUGUCUUUAGCUUCUGUCCGCUGUCAAAGUUCUGGUCGAGAUAUCCUGUUGGUUUCAUUCAAAGAGGCUAAAUUAUCUGUACUCCAAUAUGACCCACAGACCAAUAACUUGGUUACAUUGAGUAUGCAUUAUUUUGAAGAGGAUGAUAUGAAGGGCGGUUGGACAACUCAUCCUCAUAUACCAUGGAUCAGAGUAGAUCCUGAGUUCCGAUGUGCUGUGAUGUUGUUGUAUGGGAAGAAACUUGCAGUCCUUCCGUUUAGGAAGGACAUUACCUCUGAAGAAGGGGAUCCUCUUGAGGCCAAACCCCUCUCUGACACAAAGAAAAAUCAAGCAGCUCAUACUAUGAACAGGGCACCAACACUGGCCUCAUACAUAAUAAUACUCAAGGACCUAGAUGAGAAGAUUGAUAACAUAUUAGACAUACAAUUCUUGCAUGGCUAUUACGAACCUACGUUGCUACUGCUCUAUGAGCCCGUCAGAACAUUUCCUGGUCGCACGGCGGUUCGCAACGACACCUGCGCGAUGGCGGGCGUCAGUCUGAACAUGUCAGCUCGGGUGCACCCGGUCAUCUGGUCCACCUCAGGUCUGCCCUUCGACUGUCUCCAAGCCGUGCCCGUGCCGAAACCACUAGGUGGCUGUUUGAUAAUGGCCGUCAACUCAUUGAUAUAUUUAAAUCAAUCGGUUCCACCUUACGGCGUCUCACUGAACAGUGUUGCUACACACACCACAAAUUUUCCCCUGAGGAUCCAGGAGGGCGUGUGCAUGACGCUGGAGGGCGCGUGCGUGGCGCGGCUGUCGGACGCCGUGUUCGCGGUGUCUCUGCGCGGCGGCCAGCUGUACGUUGUGGCGCUGCUGGCGGACAGUGUGCGCUCCGUCAGAAGCUUCCACAUCGACCGCGCCGCCGCCUCCGUGCUCACCACCUGCAUGUGCGUUAUAGAAGAGGACUUCCUAUUCCUGGGGUCGCGGCUCGGGAACUCGCUGCUGCUGCGCGUUACCGAGCGAGAGAACCGGAUGUUGUUCUCCGUUGACAAACCCCUGGAAGCGACGGUCGAUCUGACCGUGGCCGAAACCGAACGAGAGCAGAGCAGAGAGAAGGAGCAGCCCGACCCGGCUUCGAAGCGGCGGCGCAUGGACACCAUCAGCGACUGCGUGGCCUCCAACGUCAUCGAGAUCAGCGACGGAGACGAGCUCGAGGUGUACGGCAGCGACAUACGCACGUCCACAAGACUCACCAGCUACGUGUUCGAGGUAUGCGAUUCGCUGUUAAACAUAUGUCCGAUCGGCGACGUGUCUAUGGGUGAGCCCCAGCUUCUCUCCGAGGAGUACAGCAGACAGCAGGAGAAUCCUCUGGUGGAGCUGGUGACCUGUAGUGGCAGAGGGAAGAACGGCGCCCUGACCGUACUCCAGAGGACGGUCAGACCUCAGUUGAUCACUGCUUUCAAUUUACCCGGUUGUAUCGACAUGUGGUCGGUUUUCGGAGAGAGCGAAAGCACUAGAGAAAACGAAGGAACGCACGCGUAUUUGAUACUGACGCAAGACGACUCCUCCAUGGUCCUACAAACCGGCCAGGAGAUCAACGAGGUGGACAACUCUGGCUUCAUGACGGGCUCGCCCACCAUCUUCGCUGGGAACCUCGGGAACAACAAGUUCAUGGUGCAGGUCACCACCACCACCAUUCGACUCAUCAAGGGCGGCGUGCAGCUGCAGUCGAUCCAGCUGGAGUGGACGGCUCAGUACGCGGCCGUCGCGGACCCCUACCUGUGCGUCACGUCCAGCUGCGGCCGCGCCAUCGUGCUGGCCCUGAGAGAGAUCAGGGGGAAGGACGGGCAGCCGUCGGGUCGGCUGGCGCCCACGCGGCAGUGCGUCCCCGCGCGGCCCCCGCUCGUGCGCGCCGCCCCGCACCGCGACCUCAGCGGACUGUUCGCGCCAGACCUCGCCGAGCCCGGCCACCAGGUCAAAGGUGAGUUCACCGGUAAGUUGAAGGAGAACGUGAAGAAGGAGGCCUUCAAGCCCGGCGUGGUCUAUGAGCUGAACGACGAAGAUGAGAUGCUGUACGGAGGCGACCAGACGCCCGCAUCCAUGGCCAGCAUAAUGCUGGCGGAGCAAAGCAAGAAUCCAGGGGUUCCGCGUCGGAUGUCGCGCUGGUGGAAGAAGUACCUCCAGGAGGUGAAGCCCACGUACUGGCUGUUCUGCGUUCGCGACAACGGCAACCUGGAGAUAUACUCGUUGCCGGAAAUGAGGUUGAGUUUCCUGGUGAGAGACUCGUGCGCUGGAAACAGGAUAUUGGCGGACAGCCUGGAGUCCGUCCCGAUGUCAGACAGCAUGGAGGACGAGGACAUCAGCGCGCCGUCACACAACGCUGAUGCUGAGAAGCUCAAGGAACUGUGCGUCGUCGGUCUGGGGCACAAGGGCUCCAGGGUGAUACUGAUGCUGAGGAUGCAAAAUGAAUUGAUGAUUUAUCAGGCGUACAAAUACCCCCGGGGGAAUCUCAAGCUGCGGUUCUGCCGGGUGACUGUCUCGUUCCCGUUUGGGUACGAGAGCGUGCCCAGCACCGCACAGAGCGCCGACACCUACGAGACGGCCGGCGUGCGGGACGGCGUGCGGCAGCUGCGGUACUUUGGCAACGUGGGCGGGUACAGCGGGGUGUUCGUCUGCGGCGCGACCCCCUACAUGAUGUUCUUGUCUGCGCGCGGCGAGCUGCGCCUGCACCCGCUGCACGCCGACCGACCGCCCGUGCACACGUUCGCGCCCUUCAACAACACCAACUGUCCGCAGGGCUUCCUGUACUUCAACGCCGAGUCGUCGCUCCGCAUCUGCGCGCUGCCGUCGCACCUGUCGUACGACGCGGCGUGGGCGGUGCGCAAGGUGCCCAUCCGCAUGACGCCACACUACGUCACGUUCCACCUGGAGUCCAGGACCUACUGCCUCGUCGCCUCCACCUCGCAGCCCACCACGGUCUACUACAAGUUCAACGGCGAGGACAAGGAGAAGUCUGCCGAGAACAAAGGGGACAGGUUUCCGUACCCGAUGCUGGACCGCUUCUCGGUGAUGCUGUUCUCCCCCGUCUCCUGGGAGAUCAUACCGAACACCAAGAUCGAGCUGGACGAGUGGGAGCACGUGACGUGUCUCAAGAACGUGUCGCUGUCGUAUGAAGGAACCAGAUCCGGUCUCCGCGGUUACAUAGCGAUAGGAACUAAUUAUAAUUACAGCGAGGAUAUCACUUCUAGGGGGAGGAUAAUAAUCUACGACAUAAUCGACGUGGUCCCGGAGCCCGGGCAGCCGCUGACCAAGAACCGCUUCAAGGAGAUCUACUCCAAGGAGCAGAAGGGUCCGGUGACCGCGCUCACGCAGGUGCUCGGCUACCUCAUAUCCGCCGUCGGACAGAAGAUAUACAUAUGGCAGUUGAAAGACAACGACCUAGUGGGCGUCGCGUUCAUCGACACCCAGAUAUACGUGCACCGCAUGCUGGCCGUCAAGAACCUCAUCCUGGUGGCCGACGUCUACAAGUCCAUCUCGCUGCUGCGCUACCAGCCCGCGCACAGGACGCUCUCGCUGGUCUCCAGGGACUUCAGGACCGCGCAGAUAUACGAUAUGGAGUUCAUGGUGGAUAAUACGAACCUCGGUUUCCUGGUCAGCGAAGCCGAGGGGAACUUCGCGCUGUUCAUGUACCAGCCGCAGGCCAGGGAGAGCUACGGAGGCCAGCGGCUGAUACGCAAGAGCGACUACCACCUGGGCCAGCAGGUGCACGCCAUGUUCCGCAUCAACGUGCGCUCGCUGCCAGACUCCGACAACUCGCACAAGAGACACGUCAGCAUGUUCACGACCCUGGACGGCGCCAUAGGCUACGUGCUGCCGGUCACGGAGAAGAUGUACCGGCGCCUGCUGAUGUUGCAGAACGUCAUGAACAACUACUACUGCCACAUAGCCGGCCUCAACCCGAGGGCCUUUCGCACGUACAAGGCGUCGCGGCGCGCGGCGGGGGGCGGGGCGGCGCGGGGCGUGCUGGACGGGGACCUGGUGGCGCUGUACGCCGCCAUGCCGCGCGCCGACCAGCACGACAUCGCAAAGAAAAUCGGUACAAAAGUCGAGGAGAUAAUGUCGGACUUGUACGAGAUAGACAGACUGACCGCGCAUUUUUAGUUUCUUAAUAUAUAUGUAUAUGUUUUAAUUUAGGCAGCGGCUUGGCUCUGCCCUUAGCAUUGCUGAUGUCCAUGGGCGACGGUAACCACUCACUAUCAGGUGGGCCGUAUGCUCGUCAGCCUACAAGGACAAUAAAAAAAAACAAAUAAGUCAUCUGGGAAGGCUUCAUGUUUGGAUCGAAGAAUGUAUAUAAAUAGUUUUUAGUACUUUAAAAUGAAUGUGUUUGUUUGUUUGUUUGUUUGUUGGCGUUCUGUGUGCUUGUGCGUCUUUUACGAGAUCCAGUUAAUAGCUGAGAGCACAAUACGCCUUAUUUCCAGUAAUUGCGCAAUAAAAAUACGUGUUUGAUUUUAUUGCAGACAUUACUUGUUCGUCUCGUAUGUGUUUUUGAAUGUUAUUUUAGAGGCCUUCAGAGGAUUCUUUUGAUUAAAUCUUUUUGGUUAAAUAACCCUGCGAUGUUGCGAAGUGAAGGGUCCAAAUAUAAUUUUAAUAUUUGCAUAGUUAAAAUUGGCUGUACGGGCUAUAUUCCCUUUGCCCUGCAAUUGGACAAAGAAAAGAGUUAAUUAACACAUACAACCAGAUUGUGCUAAUUUAAAUAAGAAAUUGUGUUGCGUUUAAAUUUUGUAAAUAAUUUGUUUAAGAAUAAACCUGAUUAAAAUAAG